CGACCAUCGGCGGUGCUCUUCGGCGGAUGACGCAGGCUGGUGCCGACUGCUGAGCUCCACCCAGCGAACAACACCACCACCACAACCAGGACGGCUAUCUCGAGCAACCCCCGACGCGCCUCACCGCCUAUUGGCCUUUUGCACCGCACGCGAGCAGCCCGAUCUGACAUGCGAAGAUAAAGGAUGCCCUAGCGACGUCUUAUUCACUGCGCCGCCCGUUGAGUCUCCCGCCACGCCUGCUCGCAUGGCCUCGUCAACCGCCCGCAAUGGAUCCCCAGGUCGCGGCCGGUCCACCAGCCCGCGCUCGCCCCGGUACUCGCAGGCCUUUGACGAUGACGACGAGAGCAGCUUCAUAGACUCGCUCCCCGAUACCCGCCAUCUGCAAGCUUUUGGCAAAAAAGUCACUGCCACCGCCGGCAGCUUGAUAGGCGCCGAAGGAGUCACCCAGCACUACCAGAACGCCAUUGGCGAGCUCCACCGCGAGCUCAGGCGCCCGCUGAUGCAGCGCUCCGUCUUUUCCUUCGCCCAGACCACCCCCCGCGAGAUCGUGCGCUCGCGAAUCUCCGUCCCCGAGAUCCAGCAGCGCGCCCUCGCCUACAUCCCCAACGACCUCCUGUCCAACAUCCCCGAGGACAACGCCGAGUUCUCUCUCUUCCAGGGCUUCGAGGCCUCGCUGCCCGACGCCCCCGACAGCCAUGCGAAGAAACACGGCCGCCACAAUGCGCGGGGGCAGCGACUGAUCGGUGGUGGGGAAGAUGAGGACGAUCCCAAUGUGCCCCCCUCGAUGCAGAAGCUGAGGAAGCAGCGGAACAGCAUGGGCCACCGCCUCGAGAUGAUGAGCGUGCGCAAGCAUAUGUGCGUGGCCGAGAUACACGAAAUCGACAACAAGAUCGCCAACCUCAAUACCAUGCGCAAGAUGGUCCUCGACCGUCUGGCGGGGCUCGAAAUCGAAGAGGGCGAGCUGGAGCAGGACCUGCUCACCGUGGACAACCGCAUCGAGGACCUGCAAGAAGAGUUGGACGACGAGGCUGCACUGGCACCCAAGACGGCAGAGUCGCAAACCAGCGACGAGGUGUCAGAAGGCAAGGGCGAAUUCAUGUCAGAGUCUAUAUACCAGAAGAUACCCUCCUCGCCAAAGACGAAAAACAAAGCCAAGAGGCUGUCAAAGAGGAUGUCUAUGCCCGUACUCCACGAGCAUCUACAGUCAGGAUCCAAGAUCAAGGAACUGCCCGCGCACAUGGACGCCAUCACCGCCAUGGACUUUGACGCUCCGUGGGGCAUGAUGGUCACCGCAUCUCUAGACGACACAGUACGAGUAUGGGAUCUGAGCGCCGGACGGUGCAUCGGAAUGCUCGAGGGUCAUCUCUCCUCCGUGCGCUGCCUACAGGUCGAGGAAAACAUCGUCGCGACCGGCUCAAUGGACGCUUCGAUAAAGCUGUGGGACUUGAGCAAGGCUGAAUAUGCGCCCAUGGAUAACCGGAUAAACAAGCCGGACGAAGAAAGCGACGAUGGUCUGGCAUUUGAGAACUCGGAAGACGCACCUCCUGCGCCACCGUCGACCAGCAUGCAGGACUGCCCUCUCUUCUCCCUCGAAUCACAUGUCGACGAAGUCACUGCGCUACAUUUCCGCGGCGACACUCUGGUUUCCGGUUCUGCAGACAAGACAUUACGGCAAUGGGAUUUGGUCAAAGGACGAUGCGUGCAGACGCUUGAUGUCCUCUGGGCUGCCGCCCAGGCCACAGCUACGAACACCUCUAACAGCACAUGGCGACAGACGGGACGCUCUGCCGACUCCUCUGCCGACUUUGUAGGCGCUAUUCAGGUCUUCGAUGCCGCACUUGCUUGUGGUACCGCCGACGGUAUGGUACGUCUAUGGGAUCUGCGCAGCGGACAGGUUCACCGAAGUCUCGUCGGUCACACAGGCCCUGUCACAGCCCUGCAAUUCGAUGAUGUUCAUCUCGUGACCGGUAGUGCCGACAGGAGCAUACGCAUCUGGGAUCUCCGAACUGGCGCCAUCGCCGACGCCUACGCUUACGACCACGCCAUUAGCAGCAUGAUGUUCGACUCACGCCGGAUUGUGUCUGCAGCAGGUGCCAACGUAGUCAAGGUGUACGACAAGACAGACGGAAGGCACUGGGACUGCGGACCUGGGGCUGACGAGAACGACAAGACGACACACUCUAUCAUCGAACACGUCAGGAUAAAGGAUGGCUAUCUGGUUGAAGGACGUAGAGAUGGUACCGUUGGUGUGUGGUCGUGUUAGUAGAACUACACUAGUAGAAGCGAUGAGAAUUGUAUAUAACAACAGAGUUGCGCAUAUGCCAGCGAUGGGAAUGGCAAAGUGUUGUACUGCUGUUGAGCACUCAUGACAAUGUCACUAUGAAUCAAUUUCAUGCCACUGCAAUGGCCAAGAUGACAUCCACCCAACGCCAGUCGUAACGCAUGUGGGCCGCUUCUAGACAGGUUAUGGAUUCAGCUAUCAUCCACAAUUACUGUGCUAAACUUGAUCAAACACAAAGUCUGCCCGGGCGGGAUGCAUGCUUAGUGAAGACCAAAUUCAGUACGUGAGUAGAGAUGGAGCCGGCUCACAGAGACAUCAAGAAAUGUGUCUGCGUUAGUUGCAAGCCGCGUCCG
Molecule: messenger RNA, 2634 nt
Organism: Alternaria rosae
Lineage: Eukaryota; Fungi; Ascomycota; Dothideomycetes; Pleosporales; Pleosporaceae
Product: mitochondrial division protein-like protein 1
Exons: 3
Coding region: 245-2263 (672 amino acids)
Molecular function (GO): protein binding
Source: RefSeq, a predicted model, not a curated record